This is a messenger RNA of Tyto alba (common barn owl), 865 nucleotides long. RefSeq names its product translation initiation factor IF-2-like. The transcript has 6 exons. The coding region runs from base 69 to 710 and encodes 213 amino acids. NCBI's taxonomy places the organism in Eukaryota, Metazoa, Chordata, Aves, Strigiformes, Tytonidae. The record is from RefSeq and is a predicted model, not a curated record.
GUGCAAGCACAGGGCCAUGGUCCCCACCCACCGCCUCCUCCUCAUCCUCCUGCUCCUGGUGGCCCUGCAUGCCAGGGCUGCCGGGACGGCUCUGUGGAAAGCGUGGGGAACAGAAGGUGAUGCAGCUUUGCAGCUGGGUUCCGGGUCGGCGACUGCGGGAGAUGGCACGGGUGUUCCCGACGGGAGGACUUUUCCAGCUCCUCGGCUGGAUCCGGCGCAAGAGUCUGGCUGGCAUCCCAGGGCUCCUCCAAGAGCUGAAGGAGGAAAAAACUCCGGGAGCCAUCAGAAGUCAUUUAGCAAAUACUAGAGGAGCUGGAGAGAACACAGGAGACCGACGCAGUGGCUGUGCAGGAGUCGGCGUUUCCAGGAGGAAGCAGUGGCUCACUGCCCGCCUCUGCCUCAGCAAGGGAGGCGAUGCAAGCAGCGGAGUAAGAGCAAAGAACAUGCCCCUGCACCUUGGGGACACCGGCUGGAAACCGGCGGGUACCCCUUGCGCCCGGUCAGCCCCACCAGCCACCCCGGCAUCCCUGACAGCUGGGACCAACACCAGCAGCCGCAGCCCCCGCCUGAAACACCGGCACGUCCACCCUCCAUGGCCCCCACUGCCCCUGGUUCCCCCAGCCCAGGCCCCAUCUGAAAAGGCACCCCUAACUCCCGAGCCCGCUGGUCCGGCCCUCUGCCAAGGGCUGGAGGCGGCCCCGCCAGGGUAGGGGUUGAAGGUGGGGAGACAGAGCCCCCCACCCACAGCUUCGGGGGGCAGCCCUUUCACCCCCCAUGAAGAGGGAGAGGCUACUCUUUUAGUGCCAGCUUCCCAACAGUUACUAAUUUGUGGUGGGACAAUAAAUCGUGCAGCAGACCAUAUGUA